Cryptococcus deneoformans JEC21 is the source of this 3281-nucleotide messenger RNA. Its product is annotated as spindle pole body duplication -related protein, putative. The record is from RefSeq and is a predicted model, not a curated record. Lineage: Eukaryota; Fungi; Basidiomycota; Tremellomycetes; Tremellales; Cryptococcaceae. The transcript has 15 exons. The coding region runs from base 55 to 3222 and encodes 1055 amino acids.
GAACCACAGUACUUCUCUUCAUUCAAAGCAUAUUAAAUAGCAUUCCAUGGUCUGAUGUUCAUGACAUCGACCUCUUCUUCGAGGUCUGCAUAUACAGACUCUACGACACUCGCUGUGGACUUGGAUAUCGUCGAAGAGAUAUUUCAGCGAGGGCGAUACGCAACGUCUUUCCCGCAAGUGUUCAAAUCGUACACAGAAGUUCUGCAAGAGCAUGGGAUCUCAGCUACCAACGACUCUGUCUACUACAACUUCCUCUUGAAGGUCGGAGUCUUAAAAGCGUCAACAUGGGGAGACAAGUGGGAUCUAUGGAAAUCGACCCGACUAAACCAAACGUUGCCUUCAAGCGCUUCUGUAUCCCGUAUUAAUCAAGAAGAUUUCGGCAACAAGAAAAGUCAAAAAUCUUUCGCUUCAUCCCAUUUGCCUGAGGUUCGAAAACGCGUUCCUUUCCUUGCUUCUGCUUCAUCAGAUCUGGAUGAGGGCUACACAGGCGGCGAGGAAAGCGAAGCAUCCAUCAGGGCGAGUCCACGGAUCCAGCUUGUCAAGAAAGAGAUUGCAGACUAUACGCCUGUCGAAACGGUGGAUGUUACCGGAGAAGACUUGUUAUCCUUCGAUCCUCCUAUUCGAACUUCGACUCCAAUCUUCGCUCAAUAUCCCCAGUCGGGCUACCCCCCAGAUUACACCGCUUCAGAUGUUAGUCAGGACCUUGAACAAGCUACAGAAGAGUUCUCUACACUAGGUUUAUCAACCCCAAAAGCACAGACAAAACAAACGCUGCAAACAGUCUCAUGGGUAGAUCGCAUUGAUGAUCUCCCAUUGGAAAUGAAAAGACAAAUGGAACAGAAGGCCGAUACAUUCUACAUGUAUGGUCUGACUUGGAGAUGUUGGAACAUGUGGUUUAAGACAAGCGAGUGGUAUAGAAUUACUUAUAAGAAUAUUAUCACCGCCAGAAACAACCUUUUGCUCCGCCAAAUGCUCGAGAGAUGGCAUAAAUCAUCACGUCGUCUCCUAUCACUCCCUCCGAUUGCCGAUCGUCAUCGCGAACAACAUCUUAAGUCGGCCACACUAAAGACGUGGAUGACCAAGCUGAAAGAACGUGAUCUCGACCGGAUGGAACAAAGAUUGACUAGGCGGAAAGAAGUAGAGAGGAUCCGAAAAGCUCUUGCACAUUGGAAAAGAAAAUGGGACGACAGACGAACGGAGAGAUGGAAAAAAGACAUGGCAGAGAGGGAGUUAGGCUUCAUAGAGAGAAGGAGAGAAAAUCAUAUAUUGACUGUCUUCCAACAUUGGCGUGUGGAAGCACGUCUCCGAUACUUAAAAGCCUUUAAAGAACAAGGGCUUAUCUUAUCAAUUUUCUACGCUUGGCAUGACCUCACCACCAAACAGCGAUAUCUUAAAUCCAUUUUACAAGACAUUCAACUUCGCCAAAAGGAAGAUGCGUUGCAUUUAUGGCAAAAGAUGGCAAUGUUGAAGCCCAAGGAGAAGUUGGCAAUCGAUACUGGAAAAGGAAGGUUGCUGGCGAGAGUGUGGAAUGACUGGAACGUUGCAAACUGGCUGAGUCAACAAUCUUCUGCAUUUGAUCGCCGGUGUCUUUUCAACAAGGUCAUGACAAAAUGGAAGUCGGCAACGAUAAAUCAGCAAGCACUCGGCCGUAGAUCAGAAACCUUUGAUAAACUGCGUCUCUUGCAGACUAGCCUCAAACAAUGGAGGAUCGCUUCCAGGGAGAGCCUGUUCAAUCAAAUUCGAGAAAAGCGGCUACAAAGCCGUGCCUUCGUCGUCUGGAAGGGCGAAAUGGACCGAGUGGAGAAGCUAAAUGCACUUGCUCAUCAGUUCACUCGCAGACGCCAAUCACACGCUCUCUCUUCUCAUUUCAUUCGCUGGCGCUCUCAUCUAUCCUCUCUGCAGACUUUAUCUCUACAAGCCAGGCUCGUCCACAAGCAACACCUUGUCAUCAACUGCUUUUCAAAGUGGAAAGCCUCUUCCCGUACCGUGAUAGCCAACCAAGCCUUGGCAGACAAGGCACAUGGCUUCUUCGCACUGAGAAUGGCGUUCAAGACUUGGGGAGUACAGUAUAGGAGGAGAAAGGCUACGGCAUGGAUUAAGGAGAAAGAAAAGGAGAGGUUGAAACCUAUUUUCGACAGGUGGAGAGUUCUAGCGAAGAGAUACCGUGGUCUUGAGAAACGAGAAACUGCGUUCCAAAGGUUUGUGGAAGAGCGAACCAAAGAACGGCUUCUAGCCAAAUGGACUGAGCGAGUCGUCGAAGUUAAAGACCUCGAACUUAAAAUAGUGAGGCAGAGGGACGAGCAGACUGUAAAGAAUGCGUUGGGGCGAUGGAAAUCCCAUUUGGAAGAGAUUAGGGCAAGCAAGAAAAAGGCCGAUGAUUUCCUUGAAAUUCGGGAGAACGAAAAUCUUCGACGUGCAUUUCGAUUUUGGCGGUCGCAAGCCAAGCGGUCGAAACGCCUACGGCUUGCGUCUGAGCGAUCAAUCAUCGAGAGAAAAAACAAGCUGCUGCGAUGCAUUUGGGAUAAGUGGUGGAACCGAAAGAGAGAGAAGGAUCUGGACGAUAUCAGGAAGGAAGUCGAGUUCUUACAUGAAAACGUCAUCCUAUACGGCGUGAUGGACAAAUGGAAAGCCAACACCCAUAUCCUUCCCGGGAUCACCGCGGACUCCCAGCGGGUGAAAAGCAAGACAUGGGCUACUUGGGAGAGAGCUUUGGAAAGGAGAAAAUGGGCCAAAGCCAUGAGGAAAGAAUGGGAUCAAAAGCUGCUUGCCGAAGUGUUUAGACUGUGGAAAGAAGCUGCUGCUCACAAAUCCAUGCUUAAUGCUAGGAAACAUCGAGGUCGUCCUCGUCCCUCUGGAUCUACUCCAACGACGACUACCCACACAAUUGGAGCACGCCGAUCACUCCCUUUGACUCACUCUUGCGAUCCUGCACCUAGUAGUUCUCACAUCUUACUUUCAGCUGCCGCAAGCGGUACCUCUGCCUCCGGAAGAACCCAGUCCAACCAACAUAGACAUGAUGCUAGAGGGAGCGAAAGCGUGGCUAGUGAGCCGGUUUAUUCGAGGCUGAGAGAAGAACUGGGGCGAAAAAGAAGAGGAGUGAGUGAGGAACCUGCAUAUGGGAACAUGAUAGGAGGUGAAUCGAGAAACGCUGAGAGGUUGGAAACGCCUAGGAGCGGAAGCGAGAUGCUCCGGGCUCUGAGAGGGGUCAUGCCUGGACGAUAAGUUGUAGUCCCUGCUGUUAUUAUUUGUAUGAACAAGUAUAAUGCAUAAAUAUCGACACU